Messenger RNA from Arabidopsis lyrata subsp. lyrata, 855 nucleotides. RefSeq lists its product as uncharacterized. Lineage: Eukaryota; Viridiplantae; Streptophyta; Magnoliopsida; Brassicales; Brassicaceae. Gene Ontology annotation, cellular component: peroxisome. Bases 93 to 635 code for a protein of 180 amino acids. The record is from RefSeq and is a predicted model, not a curated record. The transcript is spliced from 3 exons. Gene Ontology annotation, biological process: regulation of gene expression.
ACCACAAAGGCUCUCUCUCAUCCGUAGACACAUUCAAAGCCCUGACCUAACCCUAACGUAGCAAGAAAGUCUCCAAUUCUCUCCGUCGAACCAUGGGCGAAGACCUCUCCACGAUCGAAUUUUCCUCCAAGGAUGAGACAGUUGUCUUCUGGAACUUGGAGGAUUAUCCAAUCCCUAGAGGUGCCAGUCUUGAUUUGAUUUAUCCUAAUAUCGAAUCAGCUCUCCAUAAAAUGGGUUUUCAUGGUCAUCUGUCAAUCAUGGCCUUUGGUGACAAAUUGUACCACGACAUAGAUGCCUUGUCCAUGGCCAAUAUCGCAUACGAUCCUGAAGUUUCACCGGGUGAUGAUUCGUGUGUUUGGAGGAUGACUGCAGAGAUUGUUUCUUUCUUAGCAGUGAGCUUUCCCAUGAAUUAUAUGGUUGUCGCAAAACAACACCCUGAGUUGUACAGGGUUCUUCAUUGUUUGAAAUCGAGGAAUCAAAUUGUUCUCUUGUUAGAGCCUCCUGGAGACACCGCACAACAAGAUACUCUAUUUCCUUGUGUAGACUCAGUUGUUGAUUGUACCAACGUUUUUGGUGGAGGAAAGCCUAUACACGCACUACGAGAUAAUCGUGUCUACUGUUAUUUAUGUGGUUAGUGUAUGAAAACAUUCAUGUUUCAUAAUUUGCAGUUUUUAUUCCUUUCCACCAAAUGCUUUUUUACCAAGAAUAAAUAUAUAUUUAGUUUUAACCACUUGCUUGGUUAAGCAGUGAGAGGGGUGGUUAAAUGUAUGAGUAAUUGGUGAGAGAGAAAGAGAUAGGAAGGGGAAACAAAACAGCUUCUUCAAAGUGAGACCUAAUGUAGAGUUUUACAAUUUU